CAUUGGCAUCCUUUUUCUGUCCUUAACACAAAAUCUCCCGUCCCUACUCAAUAUCUGUAUUCGACACACCCGGUGAAAGAAUACAUCCCUUGAACACAAAAUGUCUUCCCUCGAAAGGCGGAAGGCGCUCGAGAACUGUGUGAAAUUCAUGCAAGACCCUCUCAAGCAAGCACGACACGCGGUUCGCACCUGUGACGCGACCUUGAGUAAGGUAACCCGAGAAGUCCACACGGCAGCUGCGACCGAUACUCCACGCACAAAAGCUUUCAGGACCGCCCUCACUACGAACAGGCUCCUCCGUGCGGCUCAUGGGGAGUACCGACAAGUGGUUUCGGAGAUGUCAAAGGAGACCUUCCAAACGUUCUCAGCCGCAGCUACCAGUCAUCCGCAUGAAUCCUCCUCGGCUAUCAGUCCCAAUCCCGGCGAGUCCCCACCUGAAAUCGAUGAUGAUGGGGAGGCGGGCAACAUCAAUGAUCAACGAUACGUGCCUGGGUCCAGCAAAAUUUCACAAGUCAAGAAGAGUCUGGAGCACAAAAGGGAGCAUGCACGUCUCCGGAAGGCGAAGUCCAGAAGCAAGGCGAAGAGUGCGGGCAGAUUGAUCUUCAGCAGAUGAUUCGACGAUUCAAGGACAUCGAGGCAUGGACCGCUGGUGAUGACGAGAUCUGGAGAGUUGGGUCUCCUGCCGCCAUUCGUCACGCUCUCAGGGCAAGAUUGGCAGGUCGCGGGGCCAGUCACGAAGUCGAUUGACGUACGAAUUGAGCCAGUCUUUGCAGCCGAAGUGAGGUGGCUAUAGAUUCCGCCUUGCAGUUUAGGAAUG
Messenger RNA from Kockovaella imperatae, 817 nucleotides. RefSeq lists its product as hypothetical. The transcript has 3 exons. The record is from RefSeq and is a predicted model, not a curated record. Lineage: Eukaryota; Fungi; Basidiomycota; Tremellomycetes; Tremellales; Cuniculitremaceae. The coding region runs from base 101 to 613 and encodes 170 amino acids.